CCGUCUCGUCCCCGAAGGCUCUCCUUCUGAACGAGGACGACAAAGGAUUCUGCGGAGGAACGAUCCUCAACCAUUACAUCAUCCUGACCGCCGCCCACUGCAUGAACGAAUCACGCUACAUCUCCGUCAGGCUCGGUGAGUUUGACACGUUGGUGGACCACGGUAACGAGGCCACGCACCAGGUCCAGACCAUCAUCACCCACAGGGGGUACCGGCCGGACACGUACCACAACGACAUCGCCCUCCUGAAGCUGGCCACCCCCAUCACCUUCUCCAGGUACAUCCUCCCGGCCUGCCUCCCCAAGCAGGAUUUCGCUGAAAAGGUGAAUUAUGAACGCAACGCUACACCUCCAACUUCAACUUCAACCCAUG
Messenger RNA from Etheostoma cragini (Arkansas darter), 372 nucleotides. Its product is annotated as coagulation factor X-like. The record is from RefSeq and is a predicted model, not a curated record. The transcript has 2 exons. The annotation marks the transcript as partial. Lineage: Eukaryota; Metazoa; Chordata; Actinopteri; Perciformes; Percidae. Gene Ontology annotation, biological process: proteolysis. Gene Ontology annotation, molecular function: serine-type endopeptidase activity.